This is a messenger RNA of Pogona vitticeps (central bearded dragon), 6941 nucleotides long. RefSeq names its product zinc finger C3H1-type containing (gene ZFC3H1). The record is from RefSeq and is a predicted model, not a curated record. Gene Ontology annotation, cellular component: nucleus; exosome (RNase complex). NCBI's taxonomy places the organism in Eukaryota, Metazoa, Chordata, Lepidosauria, Squamata, Agamidae. Gene Ontology annotation, biological process: RNA processing. Gene Ontology annotation, molecular function: protein binding.
ACGCAGCAAGAUCUCGCGAGAGUGGCGAAAACGAAGGCACAGGGUGGUGUUGCGCGUACAAGUUUGGGGUCUGGCUGGGCCGCCGCGGCACUUUGGGCAAGAAACGAGAGGCCGCCGAGAGCGACUCAGCGGUUGUGGGCGGCGCGGCUCGAGGCGCUUCCUCCUGCCUGUGGGCCCAGUGAGCGACGAAUGACUUUCGAUGGCGGCUCCGGCGGCUGAGGAGAAAGCGGCGGAGGCGGCCCCCAGCGACCUCUCCCCGAAAGAGGAAGGGGAGCUGGAGGACGGAGAGAUCAGCGACGACGAGAACAACAACCCCCACGACAGCGAGGGGCCGCCGGAGCCGAGCGGCAACAGAGAUGGCGGCGGCGGCGGCGGCGGGGCGGCGAAGGGCCCCUACGCCCGGCGAAGGCCGCCUCCCGACCUGCGCAGCGCCCCUCUCGUCUCCUCGUCCCGCCGCUUCGCCCACUUGCGCCACCAGCCUCCCCCAGAGCUGAGGCACCUCCACGGCCACGGCGGCGGGUACCGGCUGACGUCUUGCUCCAGGUUGCCGCCCGGCCCGCACCCCGACUCCGGCCCCAGGCUCUCCUUCUGGGAGCGCAGCCACAACGCUCUGGACCGGUUCCGUUUUCGAGGCCGCUUCUACCGGAGCGGCGGCCGCUGGGGCAGGAGCCGAGGUGGCAGCAACCCUCCUGGAAGGCCUCCGGGAGGAGGAGGGGGCGGCGGCGGCGGCGGCGGCUACGGUGGCAACCAGAGCUGGAGGGAGGCCUCGCCGCGAAAAUCCAAAACAUUCGGAAGAUCGCCAUCUCGAAAGCAGAACUACUCAUCUAAAAAUGAUAACUCUGUUGAAGAGAGUUUUGAGGAUUUAUUGUUGAAAUAUAAGCAGAUUCAACUGGAACUUGAAUAUAUAAAUAAAGAUGAAAAACUGGCUCUAAGUAGCAAAGAAGACAUCAUUCAGCAAAAUAAUACUGAAACGGCCAGUUCUGAGGACCAAAUAGUGAUAGAAAAUGUCAGUAUUACAAAGGAUACUGUAAGUGAAGUGUCUCCUGAGGAGAAGAAUAAAGUUACAACCUUUCAGGCAUUUGAACUGAAGCCUCUCCGGCAAAAACUUCCUACACUAGCUGAAAGGAGCAAGUUGAAAAAAGUGAAAGAUGGAGCAAAACAACAAUCACAAAAAUCUGAAGUUUCAGAUUCUCAUCAAGGUGAAAAGGAACAGGAGGAACAAAAACUUAGCCCUUCAGAUGCUACAGCAGAGAAGAAACUGGUGGAUGAAGAGGAGGAAGUGUCAGAAUUGCAGCUAAGAUUACUAGCACUUCAGUCUGCUAGUAAAAAGUGGCAGCAGAAAGAACAGCAGGUGAUGAAAGAAAGCAAGGAGAAAUUAACAAAGUCAAAAGCUAUACAGCAAAAGGUCAAAAUUGGUUCAAAAUCACAUUCUGCCAAAAAAAACAGCACUGCAGCUAAGCAAGCAUUGAGGAAACAGCAAACAAAAGUAUGGAAAAAGCUGCAGCAGCAGAAAGAACAAGAAAGGCAUCAGAAAGAAGAAGAACAACGGAAACAAGAGGAAGAGGAGGAAAGAAGAAAAAGAGAAGAGGAAAUAAGAAAAAUUCGUGAUCUUUCAAAUCAAGAAGAGCAGUAUAAUAGAUUCAUGAAGCUGGUUGGGGGAAGGACACAAUCAAGAAGUAAGUCUUCAGAUAAAGAUUUGAGACGAUCAUUAGAUAAACAAUCUAAUGAGAGUGCAGGAGGGAUCUAUCAGUAUGACAAUUAUGAUGAAGUUGCCAUGGACACAGAAAGUGAAACUAACUCACCUGCAUCUUCUCCAGUGCAGCCUGCAUAUUUUGAAUGUCCUGCUGGAUACUUUCCUCCUGCGGCACCACAAAUUUCACUCUCUCUUGUACCCCAGGUUUCAGCACCGCCACCGGUUAGCCAAGUGUAUGUGGAAGGUGUUUCUACAGAGCCACUACCACCCCUUCCUCCUCUUCCACCUGAAGAACCUGAACAGCCACCAAAGCCUCCAUUUGCAGAUGAAGAAGAAGAGGAAGAAAUGUUACUACGAGAAGAGCUACUAAAAUCUCUAGCAAACAAGCGAGCGUUUAAACUAGAGGAUAAUUCAAGUAAUAGUGGACCACCAUCACCACCUUUUCCUAGUAAUUCACAUUCUGUGCCAAGAAGUAAUCUUUCAGCAGUCAGUAUUAACACAGUGUGUCAACCUCGUGUAAAGAACACAAAGAUUAUUAGAGUACCAAGGCCACCUCGAACAGUAAUCACGCUUCCGAAGCACAAAUCAGUUGUGGUUACACUGAAUGAUUCAGAUGACAGUGAAUCAGAUGUAGAACAAUCUAAUUCCACUCCUAGUGUGUUUGGUGGCCUAGAAUCUAUGAUCAAAGAAGCUAGAAGAACUGUAGAGGCAUCAAAACCGAAGGCACCUUUAAAAUCAGAAAAAGAAAAUAAUCCAGUGAGAACUCCUGAGGCUUUGCCAGAAGACAAAAAGAUAGAGUACAGACUCCUGAAAGAAGAAAUUGCCAGUCGGGAGAAACAGCGUUUGAUAAUAACUGAACCUCUGAAAUCCAGUUCAUCACCAGUGAACUCUGAUAUUGAAGUUGAUGGGUUGGGUCGAAUAGCAAUUGUUAAAAAACAAGUUACAGAUGCAGAGGCAAAACUCAAAAAACACAAACUUCUCUUAAUGAAGGAUGAGUCUGUAUUGAAGCAUCUUAUACAACAAGAGUCAAAGAAGAAAGAGUCCGUUCGUCUUGCCGAAAGCAAAAUUGCUAAACUUAAUGAGCAGCUGCAAGCAACAGAAAAGAUAUUAAAUGCCAAUAAGAUUUUUUUGAAGAAGCUUCAAGAACAAAUCCACAGAGUACAGCAACGCGUAAUGACAAAGAAAGCACUGGCACUAAAAUAUGGAGAAGACCUUGCUCGAGCAAAAGCACUGGCUAGCAAAGAAAUUGGAAAGCGAAAGCUUGAAUAUGACCAUUUGAAGCCGAACAAAAUAAUGAAAUUGGAGAAAUCUCCUUCAUUGAGUCCAAAAAAACAUUCAGCAGAGUUGAUAGCACUGGAGAAAAAAAGACUACAGCAACUACAGUAUGAGUAUGCUCUAAAAAUUCAGCAACUAAAGGAGGCCCAGGCACAUCAAACUAAAGGCCGAUCUAAUGUCUUCACUCUUCCUGAAGAAGAAACUGAAUUUGCACUACCUCAGCCCUCCCUUCAUGAUUUAACACAAGACAAACUGACUUUAGAUAUUGAAGAGAAUUAUUGCGAUGAUGAAAUUUUGUCCCACUCCAAUAGAGAACGAAGGAGGUCUUUCAGAGAAUCAAAUUCUUGUACUAAGCCUAAUCUUAAACACAUAGAUACCCCCAAGCAAGAAAGUACAAAUAAGCAGUCUAAAAAGACAGUGGAGCAACCAGAGCUUUUUCUGGGACUGAAUAUUGAUGAAUUAAAAAAAUUGUAUGCAAGAGCGGAUGGGUUGAAGCAUGUAUUGGAAAACAAUACAGCUCUUAUGGCUCCUAAUGAAGAAAACAAAUGUGGACAGGAAAUAAAGGUAGACGUAGACCCCUUUACAGCUCCAAAUAAACAAACAGAGGGAAAGCCGUAUCCAUUUGGACCAUAUCAUAGUCCUCUUCUUGUUUUUAAAUCUUACAGGUUUAGUCCUUAUUUUCGAACAAAAGAAAAGCUUUACCUCAGUUCAGUAUCCUACAGCAAUAUGAUUGAGCCCAAACAGUGUUUCUGUCGUUUUGAUCUAACAGGCACAUGCAAUGAUGAUGAUUGUCGCUGGCAGCACACAAAAGACUGCACUCUCAGUCGGAGUCAGCUAUUUGAAGAUAUUCUUUCAUACAAUUUAGCUUUGAUAGGGUGUUCAGAGAAAAGCACUGAUGAAGAAAUCAGCACUGCAGCAGAAAAAUAUGUUGAAAAACUUUUUGGUGUGAACAAAGAUCGCAUGGCAAUGGAUCAAAUGGCUGUUCUUCUUGUUAGUAAUGUUAACGAGAGCAAAGGUCACACUCCUCCAUAUACAACAUGGAAAGACAAAAGGAGGUGGAGGCCUAAGUACUGGAAAAAACCACAUUUAGACAGUGAUACCAGCAAUGAAGAGGAACAGUCCUCUGGUCCUAUCAAAUACGUUCCCACCAUAGAAAGUAAAAUAAACAUUCCUGCUCUGGAUGCUGUUGUGACUCCUGAUGAUGUUCGUUAUUUUACAAAUGAGACUGAUGACAUUACAAACCUGGAGGCAAGCGUACUUGAGAACCCUUAUAAUGUUCAGCUUUGGCUCAAAUUGGCUUAUAAAUAUCUGAAUCAAAAUGAAGGAUCAUCCUCAGAAUGCUUGGAUUCUGCUUUGAAUGUUCUGGCCCGAGCACUAGAAAAUAACAAAGACAAUUCUGAGAUCUGGUGUCAUUACCUCAAGUUAUUUUCAAAAAGAGGAACAAAAGAAGAGGUGCAAGAAAUGUGUGAAACAGCAGUGGCAUAUGCCCCUACAUAUAAGAUCUGGUGGACUUUCCUAAAUCUGGAAAAGUCCUUUGAUGGGAAGGAUUAUGUUUGUGGGAGGAUGCUGCAGUUCCUAACAGAAACUCCAGAACGUGAAGAGAAUUCAGAUCUUUGGUCCUUUCAUUUGCUGGAGAUGUUGCUGUACAGAGUUCACCUAAGCCUCUUUGCUGGGAAGUAUCAAAAUGCAGUUGCAUUAUUCCAGAAUGCUUUGAAAUCAGCAAGUGACAGUGUUAUAGUUCAACACCUCAUCAUACGUGAUCGCUGCUUAGCUUGGCUAUCCUACAUACAUCUGAUUGAAUUUGGUAACCUCCCAGUCAAGUUCUAUGAUCCUGCUAAUAGCAACCCUUCCAAAAUAAUGAAGAAGGAACCAUUUUUAAUACCCUGGGAAACAGUGGAAGAUGUGAAGGCUAAUCCUGAUACAUUGUUAGCCUUGUUUGAAGAUGCCAUUCAGUCAUGUACCAGUGGAGACAUUUCAGUGGAUGAAAGUAUGGUUCAUUGUCUUCCAUUAUACAGAAACAUGAUAGUUUUGCAGAAGCUGUUGGAACGGUGGGAAGCUGCUAUUGAACUUUGCAAAUCACUCAUGAAAUUUAAUCCUCUUGACUGUCAGCUUUUGGAAACUUUGGUUGGUUUAUUCUUGCGGACAGGUCAGAUUGAAAGGGCUUGUGAUGUAUGGCUUACAGCUUUUGAGAAGAACCCUAAAAAUGCUCAGGUUUUCUACUAUAUGUGCAAAUUCUUCAUGAUGCAGAAUAGAUCAGAUAGUAUUCCUCCACUGUUGCAAGCCUUUGUUGCAGCAUUUUUUGAGUCUGUACCUCAAGGAAGCAGUCCUGUGGAUCUGUUACGAUACUUUUUGAAUUUUCCCAUGCCAAUUGAAUUCACACCACCUUCGUAUAAGGCAACUUUUACAGAAGAGCUUUUAAACCAGCAGAUUCCUUACUUGUGGCAAAUAUACUGUUUAUACCAGUCUCUUCAUGGAAGUUCUGGAGAAGCAACAGAUGCUUAUGAAGCCGCUCUGGGAGCAGUUAUGCAAGAGGAAAUAGUUCAGCAAAUUUGGAUGGAAUACCUUGUUUUCAUGAAUGGCAAAGUUGCCAGAUCCAACAAUCAAGUUCAAGAAUUCAAGCUUUUUACAGAUCUUGUCAACAGAUGUCUUGUUACGGUCCCCACCCGAUACCCUAUUCCAUUCAGCACUGCUGAUUACUGGACCAACUAUGAAUUCCAUAACAAGGUAAUUUCCUUUUACUUGAGUUGUAUUCCGAAGUCUCUGCAUUCCAAAGCCUUGGAACGAUUUUGCUCUACCAUGCCCUCUAAUCCUGGACUUGCAUUCAGGCUGCUUCAACAAUAUUGGGAAGAGAGCAAUGUUCAGAUUCUGAAACUGCAAGCCAAGAUGUUUACACAUAAUAUCCCAACAUGCCUGGCCAUCUGGAAAAUAGCCAUUGCUGCCGAGUGCUUUCUAAAGGGACAGAGAGAGGUCCAUCACUUAUAUCAGAGAGCCUUUCAGAAGUUACCUCUUUGUGCAACCCUGUGGAAAGAUCAGCUCCUGUUUGAAGCCUCAGGAGGAGGUAAAACUGAUAACCUGAGAAAACUAGUUUCCAAGUGCCAAGAGGUUGGAGUCAGCCUAGAUGAGCUUUUAAAUUUAAGCACUUACAGAACAGAAAGCACGAAUCAUUGAACACUGGGUGCAGUCAGUGCUAAAUCCUAUUAAAUGCCAAAAUCAUUUGAAUGAUUCUCCAGGCUGAUCUCUGGCUUUAGGCCUGCACAAAGCAGAUGAGCAGUGCUGAGCCUGUCAGGUCUCUCUGAUCUGCUUUCCUUGAACCUGGAAACAAUUAACAUGGUCGCCUCCUUGGAUAAAUGAAUUCCCUGUAUGGCCUGCUUCUGGGCCCUGCCAGACUCUCAUAACAUCAUGUACGUAAGUAUAGUUCAUCCCAAUGACAAGACUUAAAAUGUGUUAAUUCUUUUUAUGUUUAUUUUCCAUGUUUCAUUUUUUUCUUUUUCUUUUGGGCUAUUCCUGAUUUCACAUGACGCUUGCACUGAUGCCUGAGAGAUCUGUGUUUGGGAUUAAGAGGGGGUCUGUGUUUACAUUAAAAACAAGCAGUCCGCCUCCCUCCCACCCUCCCACAUCGUUUUCUUUUUGUUUUGGAAAUUUGUUUUUAUUGCAGGAUAUAAAACAAAAGCAGCUGCUCUUAAAAAAAGUAACUGCCAUGGCCACAAGUAUGCUUUUUGCACUUGAAGGCUCUGAGGUGCUUUCAUGCCCUUUCUGCAUUCUGGACUUGUGGCAGAGACUUGAAGAUUAAAGUUACUCUUGCAAAUGUCAGUGCAUCAGAACCUAAAGAGUGGUCAAUUUAUUAUGUGCAAUUUUUUGUAAAGAAAUUUUAAUUUAUAAUAAAAGUUUAACAGUUAAUAAUAUUGAACUGAUUUGUAUUAAAAUACUACUCUGUAGUAUUGCAAUUGUUUAUAUAAAGAUAUUUUAAAUACAA